Messenger RNA from Ictalurus punctatus (channel catfish), 1130 nucleotides. RefSeq names its product junctional adhesion molecule-like. Gene Ontology annotation, cellular component: external side of plasma membrane. NCBI's taxonomy places the organism in Eukaryota, Metazoa, Chordata, Actinopteri, Siluriformes, Ictaluridae. The coding region runs from base 483 to 1130 and encodes 215 amino acids. The transcript has 2 exons. The record is from RefSeq and is a predicted model, not a curated record. Gene Ontology annotation, biological process: immune response; positive regulation of T cell proliferation; negative regulation of T cell proliferation.
UUGAGUCCAGGUGUGUGCAGUCAGUAAUGCGGUGAGCUUGAGCGUGUGAACUGGGAGUUGGAGUCCAUGGUAGCCAUAUUUGUAGUCGAUGGUAGCCAUAUUUGUAGUCGGAGGUGCAUGCUGGGAAAUGGAGUCAGAUGCCAAAUUCUGUGUUGACAUGGCAGACACAUCAUCCUCUUUUGUGUAAGAAGACUGCUAUACAUGAUCUUGUUUGGGACUUUUGUGGUCCCAAAUUUGAAGUCUCCUGUCUUCAUGUAAAAAACAAAGUGUGAAUGAGUGUGUAAAGACCUUCCUGUUCACCAAGGACUUGUUCACAUACUUCACAGCGCGCUGCAUAAAGGGGAAACCAUGACAAGUAGUUAGGAACUGGGCUGAGAAACAAGAGAUUAGGGAUUAAACGUACUGAAACAUAAGUAUUUUCAUAAAAAUUCAUUUUGAAAUGUUGUACUUCAUAUUGUAUUCAGUAGAUUGUGAGUUUUUGUAUGUUUGUUUCUGUAGGCUGUUCUCUCUCUGGUGAUAUUCUGACAGUAAUCACAGGACACACAGGUGGUUCAGUGCUGUUCCCCUGCUCCUGCUCUGACCUGCACACCAAACCUCAGAGAUUCACCUGGUGGAGCUACAGAACAGGACCUCUGACAGAAGUGUUAAAUGAUGAACACUACCGUGACAGACUUCAGCUGUUUAAUCACAUUUCUCCUGCUAAUCUGUCUCUGCUCAUAUCUGACCUGAGAGAAGCGGAUCAGGUAGACUACAGGUGCAGGACUGAGAAGGAAUACAGAGACAUCAGGCUUAAUGUUAAAGACUGUGAGCUGGUGAAUAAGACAGGGGUAGAGCAUGUGACUGUGUUCACAGGAGAGUCUGUAGUUCUGCCCUGCGUCUGCACUGACCUACAGGACAAACCAAAGUCUGUAAAAUGGGAGUUUAUUGGAAUCAAUCAUGUUCAGGAAAUUUACCCUGAACAGACUGGACGUCACAGAAACAGAGUCAAACUGGUCAGUAACAACGCUCCAGGAAACCUCUCUCUACUCAUAUCAGACCUGACUGAAGAGGACCUGGGAGAUUACAGAUGUUCUGUACAGGACGAUAGCAGAGAUGUCAGAUUAUCUGUUAAAGGUACAUGUUUUCAUUAA